AUGUCUGCUUUUCGUGAAAAAAUACCAAUUGAAGUUGAGGGUUUUUUCAAAAAACAAGGUGCUGGGUCAACUAUUAAAUCAAAUGAUAUUGAGCAUGUUUCCCAUCUCUUCUCGAGAAACAAGUCGGCUAUUUCUUUGCAAUAUUGUGCUCAAUUUCAUAUGUGGCAAUUCCGCCAAGAUCUCUUCGUUAGUUGGGGUAAGAAUCCGCACGAAUCGGAUCUUUUGAGGAACGUAUCGAGAGAGAAUUUGAUAUGGUUAGACAAUGUGUGGUUGGUAAACAAGGAUCGAUUUUUUCGCAAGGUACAGAAUGUAUCGUCAAAUAUUCAAUAUGAUUCCACAAGAUCUAGUUUCGUUCAAGUAAGGGAUUCUAGCCAAUUGAAAGGAUCUUCUAAUCAAUCCAGAGAUCAUUUUGAUUCCAUUAGUAAUGAGGAUUCGGAAUAUCACACGUUGAUCAAUCAAAGAGAUAUUCAACAACUAAAAGAAAGAUCGAUUCUUUGGGAUCCUUCCUUUCUUCAAACGGAAGGGACAUAG
Molecule: messenger RNA, 531 nt
Organism: Lactuca virosa
Lineage: Eukaryota; Viridiplantae; Streptophyta; Magnoliopsida; Asterales; Asteraceae
Source: the annotation of a GenBank genome assembly